Molecule: messenger RNA, 2627 nt
Organism: Stylophora pistillata
Lineage: Eukaryota; Metazoa; Cnidaria; Anthozoa; Scleractinia; Pocilloporidae
Product: elongator complex protein 3
Biological process (GO): tRNA wobble base 5-methoxycarbonylmethyl-2-thiouridinylation
Cellular component (GO): elongator holoenzyme complex; nucleus; cytoplasm
Molecular function (GO): iron-sulfur cluster binding; acyltransferase activity, transferring groups other than amino-acyl groups
Source: RefSeq, a predicted model, not a curated record
UCCGCCAUAUUGGAAAUCCAUCAGCUGAGAAAGACUUAAGUAAAACAAGAUCCUUUUCGUUAAAAAGUGUCAAUAUGGGAAAGAAUCGCAAGACGGUGAAUCCCUGUGCUUCUAGGGCUGAAUUAAUGAUGAUGACAGUGUCAGACAUUGUGGGUCAAUUGAUCACAGCGCAUGAGAAAGGAAAUGAUGUUAAUCUAAACAAGUGGCCGUUAUGUGCAAACCUCAUAGAUGUCCUCAUAUAAACAUGACUGGAAAUAUCUGUGUAUAUUGUCCAGGAGGACCAGACUCUGAUUUUGAAUACUCCACGCAGUCUUACACUGGAUAUGAACCCACAUCAAUGAGAGCAAUACGAGCACGAUAUAACCCCUAUCUACAAACAAGACACAGAAUUGAUCAGCUCAAACAGUUGGGCCACAGUGUGGAUAAGGUUGAGUUCAUUGUAAUGGGAGGUACAUUCAUGUGUCUGGAUGAAAGCUACAGAGAUUUUUUUAUAAGGAAUCUCCAUGAUGCCCUGUCAGGUCACACAAGUAAUAAUGUGGAUGAGGCGGUCAAGUACUCAGAAAGAAGCAAGACAAAGUGUAUAGGUAUAACCAUUGAAACUAGACCAGAUUACUGUCUGAAAAAACAUCUUAGCUCCAUGCUGAUGUAUGGCUGUACUCGCCUGGAGAUUGGUGUCCAGAGUGUCUAUGAAGAUGUAGCUAGGGAUACAAACAGAGGCCACACUGUCAGAGCAGUGAGUGAGUCCUUUCACUUGUCUAAAGAUGCAGGAUUCAAGGUCGUGUCACACAUGAUGCCUGAUCUACCUAAUGUAGGACUGGAACGAGACAUUGAACAAUUCAUUGAAUUCUUUGAAAAUCCAGCAUUUCGCGCAGAUGGUUUGAAAAUUUACCCAACCUUGGUUAUCCGCGGUACAGGUUUGUACGAGUUAUGGAAGACCGGCCGCUACAAGAGUUACCCUCCUAAUACAUUGGUGGAUUUGAUCGCGAGGAUUUUAGCGUUAGUACCACCUUGGACACGUGUCUACAGAGUGCAAAGGGAUAUCCCUAUGCCUUUGGUUAGUUCUGGUGUCGAGCACGGCAACUUGAGGGAACUGGCGCUAGCUCGUAUGAAGGAUUUAGGAACACAGUGUCGCGACGUUCGAACCCGUGAGGUUGGAAUACAGGAAAUUCAUCAUAAAGUUCGACCAUUUCAAAUUGAGCUUAUUCGCCGAGACUAUGUGGCGAAUGGUGGAUGGGAAACGUUUCUGUCCUAUGAAGAUCCCGAGCAAGAUAUUCUAGUCGGCCUAUUAAGAUUGAGGAAGUGCUCCGAGGCGUCGUUCAGACCUGAAUUGAAAGGAGGCUGUUCCAUCGUCAGAGAACUUCACGUUUAUGGCAGUGUAGUCCCUGUCAGCGCCCGCGAUCCUUCCAAAUUUCAGCAUCAAGGUUUCGGAAUGCUGUUGAUGGAAGAAGCAGAGAGAAUUGCUCGCGAAGAGCAUGGGUCGCAAAAAAUCGCCGUUAUUUCAGGAGUUGGAACUCGAAAUUAUUACCGUAAAAUUGUUUACGAACUGGAGGGUCCCUACAUGGUCAAGAGUUUGCUGUGAUUUACGAUCUUCAACUGGUGCACCACAACAACUGACUAACUCUCGUAUUCAGUAUGGAAGACCUCAGCCGGACUUCGUUAAAAGAACCCAUCAUCCUCAAGGGUCAACACGUGGUGGCAACUAAGGAGCCAUCACAGUGAAUGGCGGUCAGACAUAUGAACUUGAUAAGUAAUGAAUGGGCGUGGCUGGGUGAACAAGGAAAUUAGCGAAAAGAUCUGAGCAGAAAAAUACGAGAGUCUUGAGCUAUAGAGCGGCUAUGAAUUGCUAACUACCAACUUAUAGCCAGCUUCUUAUAAAUACGCCCGUUAGGCUUUUAACAAACAGGACAACGGUACUUAAAAAUUACUACAAGGAUAAUAUGCUGUAUGGUUAACUGUCUUUUUACAUCCUGUCCGCAUGCGAAAGUGGAAAGUGGUCUUGGAUGAAUGAUUCACCUGUAUUGAGUGGAAUGUAGACACUAGUACAAGGCUCGACACUAACUUUUCAACUUACUAGCCAAGUGACAUCUUAGAUGUUACAACCAUUUCAGUUUGUUAACUAGCCAAACUGGCUAAUUAACAAUGGAAAUCGAAAACCACUAACCAAACCUGAAUUUCUACAAGUCUGUGGCCAGUGGGUUACCGUAAGUGUCAAGCCCUGUAGUAGUUUACUAACCUCCCUAUUAAGAUAGAAAUUAUUGACAUUCAGCUUUUACUUGAUUUUUUUUGCGUCAUUUACAUCGCUGUUUUGGAACAAGAGAUGUCGAAAUUUGUCUUCCAAAUGUUUCGCUGGAAUAUUUUCCACUUACUAAUUUACUAAAACUGUGUCUAUAUUUCCCUCAAGUUUCUUCGUCGGUUUACAUUUUUUUAAGUCAGAUUUGUUCACUGCAUAGCACUAUAUGCCAGUCCUUUUUAUUUAAGUGUAGACUGAAGUAAGCGUUGGCAAAUCAACAGAUCCAACCAACGGGACAUAAGAUUGUUAUCACUCACCCUAUUAACUAAAUUGCUAAUAUGUUUUAUCUCAAAACAGAUGACCUGUUUUAAAAAACAAUAAAUAUGGAUUUCAAAAA